GAUUAUGCUACGAACGACGUGCUCGACCGCUACUCCGAUUCGGGAUUGAACGACGAGGAGGAUUUUGAAGGAUUGUCCCUGGUUGCGCGUCGUGCAGCCGAAGCCAAGAUGGCGCAGAGAGAUCGACGUGAGCAAGCUGGACGAAGAGGUGGACGUGCCGCUCGUCGGAGUCGUAUGCCUGCUUUCCUGGAAAGCGACGACAUGGACGAAGAUGAUGACGGACGCGGCCUUCUGGCCGGAACGAAGAGGCGUGUCAGGAGGCAGUACGAUGAAAGGAAGGAUCUCGAUGAUUUGGAUGGAGUGGAGGAUGAACUACCACUCGAGCAACUGAGCGACAUCAAGGCCAAAUCUAUUGUGGAGUGGAUUGCAAACGAGCGUGUUCGCAGGUCCAUCAUCAGGCACUUCCGACAAUUCCUCAUGACAUAUGUUGAUGAGCACGGCGCGUCUGUAUAUGGCCAGCGUAUUCGCAAUUUGGGAGAAAACAAUUCGGAAUCUCUCGAAGUCUCAUAUCUACACCUCGCACUAUCCAAACCGAUUCUUGCCUAUUUCUUGACGAACUCCCCUAGUGCUAUGCUUGCCAUCUUCGACGAAGUCGCACUCAACGCUAUCCUCGUCUACUACCCAUCAUACGAGCGCAUUCACUCCGAAGUUCAUGUCCGUAUCACAGACUUGCCUCUUAGCUCCUCGCUGCGUGACCUCCGUCGCUCCAACUUGAACAAUCUCGUGCGAGUCUCUGGUGUGGUGACGCGACGAACAGGCGUUUUCCCGCAGCUCAAGUAUGUCAAGUUUGAUUGCCGCAAAUGUGGCGCAGUCCUCGGUCCCUUCUAUCAGGAUGCUACGAAGGAGGUGAAGAUCAGCUAUUGCCCCAAUUGCGAAGGAAAAGGGCCAUUCUCAGUGAAUUCGGAACAGGCAACAACUGUCUAUCGUAACUAUCAAAAGAUGACUUUGCAAGAAUCACCGGGCUCUGUACCUCCUGGUCGUUUACCAAGACACCGAGAAGUCAUUUUGUUGUGGGACCUGAUUGACAUGGCGAAGCCCGGAGAAGAGAUUGAGGUGACCGGUAUCUACCGCAACAACUUCGAUGCGUCCCUUAACUCGAAAAACGGGUUCCCUGUCUUCUCGACUAUUAUCGAAGCCAAUCACAUUAACAAGAAGGAAGACCAGUUUGCGGCAUUCCGGUUGACUGAAGAGGACGAGAAAGACAUCCGUGCUCUCGCCAAAGAUGACCGCAUUCGUAAGCGGAUCGUCAAGUCAAUCGCACCGUCGAUCUAUGGUCAUGAGGACAUCAAGACUGCGCUUGCUCUGUCCCUAUUUGGAGGAGUCCCGAAGGACAUCAACCGAAAGCAUCGCAUUCGUGGCGACAUCAAUGUUUUAUUGCUGGGCGAUCCGGGUACUGCGAAGUCACAGUUCUUGAAGUAUGUCGAGAAGACGGCACAUCGUUCGGUCUUCGCCACAGGUCAGGGCGCGUCCGCUGUUGGUUUGACCGCGAGUGUACGAAAGGACCCUGUCACUCGGGAAUGGACGCUGGAGGGAGGGGCCCUGGUUCUGGCGGAUAAAGGGACAUGCCUCAUCGACGAGUUCGAUAAGAUGAACGACGCAGAUCGGACGUCCAUUCACGAGGCCAUGGAACAGCAGUCAAUCUCGAUUUCUAAGGCGGGGAUCGUGACCACGUUGCAGGCGCGCUGCGCGAUCAUCGCAGCGGCGAACCCGAUACGGGGACGGUAUAAUCCGACCAUCCCUUUCCAGCAGAACGUGGAGCUCACGGAGCCUAUCUUGUCCCGAUUUGAUGUACUCUGUGUGGUGAAGGACACGGUAGACCCAGUUCAAGACGAGCUGCUUGCACGUUUCGUGGUCGGAAGUCAUCUGCGAAGCCAUCCCAAAUUCGAAGUUGAGAAGGACGAGAUGGAUGUGGGGACGACGCUGGAUGCGGAUAUCAUACCGCAGGAUGUGCUCCGAAAGUACAUCAUGUAUGCACGCGAGAAGGUCCGCCCGAAACUGUACGACCUCGACCAGGAGAAGCUGUCACGUCUGUUUGCAGACCUGCGCCGUGAGUCGCUGGCGACGGGGUCGUUCCCAAUCACUGUGCGGCACCUGGAAAGUAUGAUCCGAAUGGCGGAGGCGAGUGCGAAGAUGGCGUUGCGGGAGUACGUGCGCGCCGAUGAUAUCGAUCUGGCGAUCUCUGUCGCCGUUGGCAGCUUCGUCAGCGCGCAAAAGAUGUCUAUCAAAAAGACGCUGGAACGAGGAUUCCGCAAGUACCUGACGCAGGCACGCGACCACGAGGAGCUGCUCGCGUUCAUCCUAGGCCAGGUCGUCAAAGAAAAGGCACGAUUCUAUCAGCUGCAGCGGCAUCAACAGCCGGAUGUCAUUUCCAUCAAGACAUCCGAGCUCGAUGAGCGAGCGAAGGAGCAUGAUAUUUUCGAUACGACGCCGUUCCUGCGCUCGAGGCUGUUCACUGCGAAUGGGUAUAGAUUGAAGGAUGACAUGAUCGAGAAGACUUUCCUGCAUGCGGAUUAG
Molecule: messenger RNA, 2514 nt
Organism: Postia placenta MAD-698-R-SB12
Lineage: Eukaryota; Fungi; Basidiomycota; Agaricomycetes; Polyporales; Adustoporiaceae
Exons: 9
Biological process (GO): double-strand break repair via break-induced replication; DNA replication; mitotic DNA replication initiation
Cellular component (GO): MCM complex; nucleus
Molecular function (GO): single-stranded DNA binding; ATP binding; single-stranded DNA helicase activity
Source: RefSeq, a predicted model, not a curated record